AUGAGCGCAGAAGAGACCGAGACCGAAGUUCCCAACGUUGAACCUAUUGCUACAUUUGCAUCGUUGGGUGUCAUCCCCCAACUCUGUGAAGCAUGUACAAGAUUAGGCUUCAAAGGUCCUACUGAUAUACAAAAGGAAGCCAUUCCAACUGCUUUGAGAGGUCAAGAUGUUAUUGGGCUAGCUCAAACAGGAUCAGGCAAAACAGCCGCUUUCGGAAUACCGAUAUUACAGUCCUUAUGGGAGGCUCCACAGCCUUUCUUUGCCGUUGUGCUGGCUCCUACUCGUGAAUUAGCCUUCCAAAUAGCAGAACAAAUGGAAGGUCUAGGAGUAGUCAUGGGCGUCAAAUGUGCCGUCAUUGUCGGUGGAAUGGACAUGAUGGCUCAAUCUAUCGCUCUAGGCAAGAAACCACACAUAAUCGUCGCUACUCCCGGUCGUCUAGUCGAUCAUUUAGAAACUACAAAAGGGUUUUCGCUAAAGAGUCUCAAAUAUCUGGUCAUGGAUGAAGCUGAUCGGUUGCUGGAUAUGGAUUUUGGGACUGAGAUUGAAAAGAUCUUGAAGGUUGUUCCUAGAGAGCGUCAUACGUAUCUGUUUUCUGCUACCAUGACUAGCAAGGUGGAGAAGUUGCAGAGGGCGUCGUUGGUUGAUCCGGUGAAGGUGUCUGUUGAUACCAAGUAUUCGACCGUAUCAACCCUCCUCCAAUACUACCUCUUCUUCCCAUUCAAACACAAGGAAGUUCAUCUCGCAUACCUCUUAAACGAAAUAACAGGCCAAACAGUCAUUGUAUUCACCACAACAGUAUCAACAACGCAGAAACUAGCCCUCAUGUUACGUAAUUUGGGCUUCCCGGCUGUCUGUCUGCACGGUCAAAUGCCGCAAACGAAACGAUUGGGUGCUCUGAACAAGUUCAAAUCUGGAGGCCGUAAUAUACUGAUUGCUACCGAUGUCGCAUCUCGUGGUUUGGAUAUUCCGGGAGUUGAUGUGGUUAUAAACUAUGAUGUGCCUAUGAGUAGUAAGGAUUAUAUUCAUCGGGUGGGACGUACAGCUCGUGCUGGUAAAGCUGGGAAAUCUGUUACGUUGGUUACGCAGUAUGACGUAGAACCCUUUCAGAGAAUCGAACACACUCUAUCCAGAAAACUCGAAGAGUUCCCACUACCAGGCGGCAAAGAUGCUGUCUUGUUACUACAAGAACGUGUCGCUGAAGCUGUUCGUAUGGCUCAUAUUCAAAUGAAGGAAGACUCGUCUGAUCGCAAGACAAAGAAACGUGGUCACGGUGGUGACGAUGACGGGCAAGCAGAUCAUGAUGGACGAGAUGAUGAAGAACGUAAUAAUUCAAAAACUUCAUUCAAGAGGGGUAAAAGCAGUCACGGGUCAUCACGUGGAGGAGGACGUGGUGGAAGUCGCGGAGGAACUCGUGGUGGUAGAGGUGGUGGUAGAGGUCGCCAUUGA
Synchytrium microbalum is the source of this 1446-nucleotide messenger RNA. RefSeq lists its product as uncharacterized. Gene Ontology annotation, molecular function: ATP binding; nucleic acid binding; RNA helicase activity. Lineage: Eukaryota; Fungi; Chytridiomycota; Chytridiomycetes; Synchytriales; Synchytriaceae. The record is from RefSeq and is a predicted model, not a curated record. The coding region runs from base 1 to 1446 and encodes 481 amino acids. The transcript is spliced from 6 exons.